AAGUGAGACGUGCAACUUGUUUGUCUGUUAAAUAAAAUUUAAAAUUAAAAUGCUGAAAUACUUGAUUGUUUCGCUUGCAAUCUGCGCAGUGGCAUUUGCCGAUGGUGAGUGGAAACCCAAGACCGCCGAUGAGAUCAAACAGAUUCGUAUUGAGUGCCUCAAGGAGCAUCCUUUGAGCGCCGAUCAAAUCAGCGCAUUGAAACAAUUGACUUUCCCCGAUGAGUCCGAUGUUCGUCAGUAUUUGUUGUGUUCGGCCACAAAAUUGGACAUCUUCUGCACUCACCAGGGCUACCAUGCCGAUCGUCUGGCCAAGCAGUUCAAAAUGGAUCUUACCGAGGAGGAGGCCCUACAAAUCGCCCAAGGCUGCAUUGACGCCAAUGAGCAACAGAGCCCAGCCGAUGUUUGGGCAUUCCGUGGACACAAAUGCAUGAUGGCCAGCAAGAUUGGUGAUCGCGUCAGGGCUUAUGUUAAGGCCAAACAGGAGGAGGCAGCAAAGAAGGCCUAAGAAAAAAAUCUCAAUAAAUAUCUUGUGCCUGGAACGCAAAUUGUUGGCGAUAAAUUUUAUUUUGCUGAAGGCUAA
This is a messenger RNA of Drosophila willistoni, 580 nucleotides long. It is a transcript of the gene Obp99c, whose product is annotated as general odorant-binding protein 99a. Gene Ontology annotation, molecular function: odorant binding. Lineage: Eukaryota; Metazoa; Arthropoda; Insecta; Diptera; Drosophilidae. The transcript has 2 exons. Gene Ontology annotation, biological process: sensory perception of smell. The record is from RefSeq and is a predicted model, not a curated record. Bases 50 to 505 code for a protein of 151 amino acids.